Messenger RNA from Medicago truncatula (barrel medic), 1845 nucleotides. RefSeq names its product cyclin-A2-4. The record is from RefSeq and is a predicted model, not a curated record. Gene Ontology annotation, molecular function: cyclin-dependent protein serine/threonine kinase regulator activity. Gene Ontology annotation, biological process: mitotic cell cycle phase transition. NCBI's taxonomy places the organism in Eukaryota, Viridiplantae, Streptophyta, Magnoliopsida, Fabales, Fabaceae. The coding region runs from base 203 to 1492 and encodes 429 amino acids. The transcript is spliced from 11 exons.
AUUUUUUAUAUAUUAAUUUGUUUGUUACUCCAAUGUUGUUUUUGAACCAAACCCACAUCCCGCUUCCCCUCUCCUCUCUGUGACUGUGACUGUGACCCUUCAUCUCUCUUCUUCAACAAUGGUGGAGCAGCUCUCAGCAUAAUUCUCAGCUCAGAAUUCUCACAUCAAGAUUUUGUAUCCAUUGCUUCUGGAUCUUGUAGAGAUGAAGAAAGAUAAGAGUGUCAGUUCGAAAGCUGGAGAGGUCCCGGUUAGAUUAACUCGCGCACGAGCUGCUGCUUUAAGUGCAACUGGACAGUUGCCACCAUUGAAGGAUGUAGCACAAGAAAGUCAAAAGCAUCCGCAAGGCGCCAAUUCAGAAAGAGCAGUCUCUGAUGAUACAUGCCUUCCGCGUAAGAAGAGGGCAGCUCUUGAGGAUGUCACUAACAUUUAUCAGGCUAAGAAAACAAAGCUGACCAAGCCGGAUCAACUCAAUGUUUCAACUGAGGUUCCAUCCGUUUCUUUCGAAGACAAUGCACCUUCAAAUCUGAUUGGUGGCCAGACAUCUGAACCAUCUGCUCAGCCUUUGAUUUCUCAAGCUAAAGCGGCUUCACAAACUGAUGCAGCUAAGAAAGAUAGUGAUUCCAAACUUCUGAAUGCGCCCAAGGAUCCGGAUAUUCCUAAUAUAGAUGCUGAUAUUGAAGAUCCUCAACUAUGCAGCUUCUAUGCCGCUGAUAUAUAUGACAACUUGCGUGUUGCCGAGCUGUCAAGAAGGCCUCAUCCUAACUUCAUGGAAACGGUACAGCGAGAUAUAACUCCAGGCAUGCGUGCGAUACUGAUUGAUUGGCUUGUAGAGGUUUCUGAGCAAUUCAAUUUGCAAGCAAACACUCUUUACCUCACUGUGUAUCUCAUAGAUUGGUUUCUCUCCAAAAAUUCCAUUGAAAUAAAGAGACUUCAACUGCUAGGCAUCACUUGCAUGCUAAUUGCCUCGAAGUACGAAGAAAUUAAUGCCAACCAUAUUGAAGAUUUCUGCGUCAUGACGGACAACACAUACACAAGAGAGGAGGUACUAAAUAUGGAGAUUCAAGUGUUGAAGUCAUCUGCAUAUCAACUGUCCGCUCCCACAACAAAACAUUUUCUCAGGAGAUUUCUUCGAGCAGCACAAGCUUCAUACCAGAGACCUAGCGUUGAGUUGGAGUACUUGGCAAAUUAUCUGGCUGAAUUAACACUGAUGAACUAUGGUUUCUUAAAUUUCUUUCCUUCUAUGAUUGCUGCAUCUGCCGUGUUUCUCGCAAGAUGGACAUUGGAUCAGUCAAGGCACCCAUGGAAUCCAACUCUUGAACACUAUGCCUCUUACAAAGCAUCCGAUUUGAAAGCCACAGUUCUUGCAUUACAAAAUCUACAGCUGAAUAGCGAUGAUUGCCCUUACCCUGCGAUCCGUACAAAAUACCGACAAAGCAAGUUUCAUGGUGUAGCAGUUUUGUCUUCACCAACACUACCUGAAACAAUGUUUUGAAGAUGAAGAUGGACACGUGAAUGCAAGGGACGGGCGGGACCCCUAAUUUGUAACUGAUAUAUGAUGAUCUGUACAAGUCACAGAGGGAGACUUCAUCAUGUCUAAUCUAAUCUUCCUUCCAACCAUUCUUAAGUUGUAUGUCUAUUCUUUGAUAUCUUUUGUAUAUACAUUUUAUGACCUAUUUGUUUAGGGUUCUCACUUAGUUGUCUGAUAUCGACUAAGCACCAGAAUGAACCAUUUUGCCAAGAAUGUCUUGGAUUCAUUCAGAUUCAAAUGUUGUAAUUGUUUAAGCAGUGAGAAUAGAUAGAUGUCUUAGACUAAUAUAGUUGCUUCCUCUGUGAGUUCUAUAGUUA